UGGCGGGGGCGGCCCCGGUGGGAGCGGGGCUGCUCUGGGGUCCCGGUGCCCCCCGAUCUCUCCAUGCAGGGCAUGGGGAGCCUCAGGAUGGGCAACCGCGCCGUCAUGUACACGGCGGAGACCCUCCCCAAGGGCAAGAAUCGCGUCAUGGGGACCAUCCAGAUCAUGACAGGAUUCCUGCACAUCGGCUUCGGGAUCGUGCUGACCACGCUCACCAACCUCUACACCUCCGUGUUCGUCAUCGGGGAGAUCCCGUUCCUGGGCGGCGUGUCGUUCAUCAUCUCCGGCUGCCUCUCCAUCGGGGCCGAGAAGAGCCCCACGGAAUGCGCGGUGAAGGGCAGCCAGACCAUGAACGUCAUCAGCGCUAUCUUUGCCCUGCUGGGGAUCGUGGCCUUCAUCGUCGACCUCAACCUCAAUGUGCUCUACCACUCCAGCCUCGACUACCACGGUUACCUCGUCCUGCUCGCAGGGAAUGGGAUUUCCAUCGUGCUCCUCAUCUUCACCAUUCUGGAAUUCUGCAUUGCCGUGGCCACUGCCAACUUCUGGUGCCGGGCCACCCGGCUCAGCUCCAACGAGUCCAUGCUGAUCGUCCCCAGUGCCACCCGUGUGGACCUGGCUGUGCCGCCGGCGGAGCUGCCACAGCCACCCAGCUACACCGAGGUGAUUCCCAAUCCCAAGGAAUAGUCAGGAUAGGAGUGUACUCAGGAUUGGGAUGCCCCCCCCCCCACCUGGAGCAGCAUCCGAUCCCUUCCUGCGUGGCAGACCCCAUCCUGCUGCCCUGGGAAAACAUCCCAUUCCCAGAGAGCAUCCUGGAGCAUCCACCUCUCUGCUCCUGGAAGGGGGGAAGAGAUCCCUAAAUCCCGCAGAGGGGUCACCCCAAAUCCUUCUCCCCUCCCAAAGCUUGCUCUCCUUCCAGCUGGCUGCUCCUGAAGUCUGACACCGGAAUGGGAUCCUGCCUCCAUCGCUCCCAAAUCCAGGGCUACAGCAUCGUCUUCCUGCUGGGAUACGCUAGUCCCCCCCCCUCCAAAAGCCAGCGAGCCCCCCCAAGUUCCCACUUUCCUGCCCAUCCAUCUGCCCCUGUGCCUGGUCUGAGGGGCAUUCCUUGCUGGCUGCUUUGGGAAGGGGCUUCUCCGUGCGGGACUCUUGGGGAAUUCCUGCCUGUAAAUCCCCAGUGGUAUCCUGGGAUUCACUCAUGUCAGGAUUCAGGACUUCCCGGGGGUCCGGUGGCUUGGAGUGAUCCCGAUGUGUAGAUCCACCGGACCAUCUACCUCGGCUCGUCCUGCGUUGGCUUGAUUUUAUCUUGGGAAUAAAUGCUCAAUCUGG
Molecule: messenger RNA, 1323 nt
Organism: Myiozetetes cayanensis
Lineage: Eukaryota; Metazoa; Chordata; Aves; Passeriformes; Tyrannidae
Product: membrane-spanning 4-domains subfamily A member 12-like
Exons: 6
Coding region: 64-684 (206 amino acids)
Biological process (GO): cell surface receptor signaling pathway
Cellular component (GO): plasma membrane
Source: RefSeq, a predicted model, not a curated record